Argiope bruennichi is the source of this 3318-nucleotide messenger RNA. RefSeq names its product ubiquilin-1-like. The transcript has 13 exons. Bases 52 to 1620 code for a protein of 522 amino acids. Gene Ontology annotation, molecular function: polyubiquitin modification-dependent protein binding. Gene Ontology annotation, cellular component: cytosol. Gene Ontology annotation, biological process: ubiquitin-dependent protein catabolic process. The record is from RefSeq and is a predicted model, not a curated record. Lineage: Eukaryota; Metazoa; Arthropoda; Arachnida; Araneae; Araneidae.
GUUGCGGAUUACUUGCGGCUUGGGUUUGUUUAUUUUUCAAUUUCUGCAAUCAUGGCUGAAGAAACUGUGGAAUUACCAACGGGAGAAAAAAUCAAAGAAGAACCAAGAGAUGAUGAUGUUAUUUGUGAAACGGAGAGAAGUCCAAAGAGAUCUAAAAAGUCCAAUGAUUCUGUAACAAUUAAAACAGAACUUGCAAAUGAUGCUUCUGAAGAUAAUGAGGAUAAGAUUAAAGUAACUGUCAAAACUAUUAAAGAAAAGCGUGAUAUUGAAUUGAAAAAAGAUGCGUCGAUAAGUGAAUUGAAAACUCAAGUUUCUAAGGUUUUCAAGAUUAAUACUGACCAAAUUUGUCUUAUAUUUUCUGGACAAAUUUUAAAAGAGGAUGACACUUUAUCUGGCAGUGGGAUACAGGAUGAAAAUACUGUACAUGUAGUCAUCAAAUCUUCUACGACAACAUCAUCUGCAAAUAUUGCAGCUUCACCUUUUGGGCUGAGUGCUUUGGGAGGUAUCCCAGGUUUAGGAAAUUUGGGACUAGGAUCUCCAAACUUUCUUGAAGUGCAAGAACAAAUGCAAAGAGAGCUUCUACAAAAUCCUGAGCUUUUACAGCAAGUUAUGAACAACCCAUUUGUUCAGUCUAUGAUGGAAAACCCAGAAUACAUGCGACAAAUAAUCACAUCUAAUCCUCAGAUGCAGGAUAUGCUGGAGAAAAAUCCAGAGUUAUGUCAUGUUCUGAGUAAUCCUGAUGUGUUACGCAAUACUAUGGAAUAUGCCAGGAAUCCUGCAAUGCUACAAGAAUUGAUACAAGGUAGAGUUGAUAUUGCAGCAAAUGCUUCAAAUGAAGGAAAUAAACCAGCAUCCAAAGAUUCAGGGAAAUCUGAAACAAAGAAAGCUGAAUCUGUAUCUGCCAAAAAAGAUGCCAAAGAUGGAGAGUCAAAAAGUAAUGAGUCUUCUGGUACACAAGCAUCUCCCGGUUUAUUUACAUCUCCAGGUUUACAAAGUAUCAUGGAACAAAUUACUCAAAACCCUCAACUUGUCCAAGAAAUGCUAAGUGCCCCAUACAUGAAUUCCAUGAUGGAAGCUUUGGCUGCUAAUCCUGAAGUAGCAAGUCAGGUAAUGGUCAACAAUCCUGUAUUUGCAAACAAUACAGCUGUUCAGGGAUGGAUGCAGCAAGCAUUGCCAGCAUUUAUUAGACAAAUGCAAAACCCUGAUAUGCAAAGAUUUAUAACAAAUCCUCAAGCUCUAUCAGCCAUGAUGAAUAUCCACCAGGGUUUGGAUCAGUUACAGCAAGCAGCUCCUGAUGUCUUUAACAUGUUUCCUGGGCAACCUCCCAGUACAUCAUUGCUUUCUAGAUCUGCAGAAGAAAAAGGGAAUGUUUCAGGAACUAAUGCAAAUGAACCCACUGUAAAUUCUCAAGACACAUUUAGUCUCUUCAUGCGCAAUAUGGUGAAUGUCAUGGCUCAGGGAAACAAUACAGAAAGUCCACCUGAAGAGAGAUACAAGAGUCAAUUAGAGCAGAUGCAAAUGAUGGGUUUUGUUAAUAGACAAGCUAAUCUGCAAGCUUUGAUUGCUACCUUUGGAGAUGUAAAUGCAGCUGUAGAACGGCUUCUUUCUCAUGUACCUUAAAAUCCAGAAGGGAGAAAAAAAGUGUUUUUUUUUUUUUUUUUUUCUUUUGUGCAGUGUGCUGUGAAUGCUGAUUAUAUUACUAUAUAACAUUGAGACAAUUGUCAUACAAAAGAUUGCAACAGCUUUUCUCAAACCAUACUUCACAUAGCUUUAUCAUUUUGAAAAUACAUUCCAUAGAUUCAAAAUUCUUCUCAAGUAUUGUAUAAUAUUGAUUGUUUCAUUUUUUACCAUUGGAAGUGCUCUGUUUCUGCAUAUUUCAUUUUCUUCAUUGCAUUUUCAUUUAUUUAUAUGUCUUGAUUAUUAGUGCAAUAGUUAUGAAGCAAUAAUGGCCAAUUAUUCGAAACAUAAAUUGAAAGCAUUGUUUCAAAUGAAAGAUGUAAAAUAAUUUUAAUUAAAAAUUAGUUUUAAACGUUCACUGUUAUUAAAAGUUUUAUGAAUCUUUUACCAUUAUAUUUGUGAUGAUUGUUUUUAAUUGAUAAUUUUAUAACAGUAACUUAUCGAAUAUAGAGGAAAAUUUGAAAUAAGGAAAUUAAUAUGCUUGCACAUUGAUAAUGUCAGUACUGCUUAAAAUCUGCACAUUAAAAUUAUUUUAUAAAUGAAAAAAGUAAUACAUUUAUUUAUUCUCCCUGUAGGAAGAUUGAAUAAUAAUGCCAAGAAAAUGCUAAUAAGCAGUAUUCUUAAUUUAUGCUUCCGAUUCAUAAUGAUAUGUAAAAGGAAAAAUAAUUUAAUGUAUAUUUAAGACAAAGUUGCAUUUUUAUUGGAAUUUUUCUAUGUUUACAUUUUAGAGGACUCUCAGUUUAUCAUAUACCUAUAUGGAUAAAUUGUUUGAUUAUUUUAGUCAUGUUCUGUUGCUCUAUUAAAUUGUUUAUGUUCUAUUUAUACCAGGAAAAAAGAUCAAAUCAGAUAUUAUGGCAUGAGUAUUUAACCUUUCUACAGUAUGCUACUUUUAAUUAUAAAAAUUAUUCUCUUAAAGUAGUAAACUGUAUUUUCCAAUGUUUAAUGAAAUCUUUAAAAAUUUGAAAAAUUUUAAAUUCAUUUUAAGAAAUUUUGACUAAUAAAUUUGAAUUAUUUGCCAUAUGUAUGAACAUUUAAAAUGAAAAGACCAGUUUUGAUAAUUAGAAAUUUAGAAAUAAUUAUAUUACCAUUUAUUUGUAAUAUAAUUAUUUCUAAAUUGUUUUAAUUGUUUAUUUGAAGUUUUAAUAUCAGUAAUAUAAUAUAUUUUUAUGUAAUUAUACAUUAAUGCUAUUUAUUUAUAUUUCAUUUGUUUUAGUAGCCCACUGAAUACGUUCUUUUUUUGGUAGUUUUAGCUGGCUUAUUUUAGAAGUAGGGUUUAUAUUAUUUGCAUUCAAGAAUAUCUUGUAAAAAGAGCCAUUUAAUUUGAUCUUAUUUCCUGGUAAAUAUGGAAAUGUGAAGUGAGACUGAUUGAUUCUUCAUAUUGUUAUUUUAUUUCUUAUGCGUAGUAAAUAUUUAAAAUGUGUUUAUAUGGUCACCAAAGGUUGAGAAAUACUGUAUUGAUUCAUGACAGUAUCUUUGUAUAUUUAAUGAAUGUGUGAGGCUUAAUCUCAUUUGAAUACUAAGUUCUGUGCAUAUUUGUUUUUUGAGCUUGGAACAAAUGCAGAAGCUCUUGAAUGUUUUUCAUUUUUUUUUGCCAUAACAGAUCUUUUUUUAGAAAUUUUAUUGGCAUUAAUAAAUUUUAUU